This is a messenger RNA of Cadophora gregata, 384 nucleotides long. RefSeq lists its product as uncharacterized. Gene Ontology annotation, cellular component: cortical endoplasmic reticulum. The transcript has 2 exons. Gene Ontology annotation, molecular function: chloride channel activity. NCBI's taxonomy places the organism in Eukaryota, Fungi, Ascomycota, Leotiomycetes, Helotiales, Ploettnerulaceae. Bases 1 to 384 code for a protein of 127 amino acids. Gene Ontology annotation, biological process: chloride transmembrane transport. The record is from RefSeq and is a predicted model, not a curated record.
AUGAAGCGCUAUCUCGAAUAUCUACCCACGAUCAUAUUGACUAUUUCUCUCCCCUUUAUAUCUUCCGCAUUCGAGAAACUAGCAAUAGCACUCACUAAAUACGAAAACCACCGAACGGAAGAUCGCCACGAAAUGGCCCUAACACAAAAUAUCUUCGUCCUCAGCUUCAUCACGAAAUACCUUCUCAUCCUACUCACAGCUUUUGUAUACGUACCAUGUGGCGACAUGCUGGUUGAGCAGGUUGAAACUAUGCUUCGAAACCACGGUAUCGCGAUCAGCAAUUCCACGCCAUUCGAGAAAUUCUCAAAAGAUGCAUCAAAACUGCGGAACGAAGUCAUCGCACUUGUUAUAACUGAACAAGUCAUCGAUUCUGCGAGGAGUUGA